Molecule: messenger RNA, 659 nt
Organism: Rhizophagus irregularis DAOM 181602=DAOM 197198
Lineage: Eukaryota; Fungi; Glomeromycota; Glomeromycetes; Glomerales; Glomeraceae
Source: RefSeq, a predicted model, not a curated record
UGCUGGGAUUCUGAUCCAAGUAAAAGACCAACAGCUGAUGAUAUAUAUAAGAGAGUUGAAAAUAUGCAAUUGGAAGAAAGUCGAAAUCACAAUAAAAAAAAUCCAACUGAAAUUAUAAAAUCAUCAGAUAUUGGACCUGUGCCAAAAAAUAAUCCAGAUGCCAUUUAUAAGAGCAGACCUUUAAGUGCCAUGAUUAAUUCUGCAAUGUCUUUAAAGAGUUCAAGAAGUCAAUCUAUUAAUUUAGAAAAAUUAAAAAGAAGAUUUGAGGGAUGAUUUAACUGAAGAUAAUAAUGAUGGUAUGAUAAUUAUUGUAAAUUACAAAUAAAUGUAAUUGAUAAAACUUUAGUAAAUAAUUGUUUACUAAUUAUUUAGGUCGAAGUAUUAAAAGAAAAAAAUUAUAUGAAAAUGAGGAUUACCUUACAGAAGAAAUCAACUUAGACAUUGAUGUAAAUUUUAAUAAUAAUGGUAUGUAAACAUAUUUUUAAAUAUACUGUAAAUGAAAAUCCUUAGUCAAUAUUACAAACCUAAUUUCUUUAAUUUAAAUGUAGAAUAUAUUACCAAUGAAAUUGAUUUCGAUAUUGAUAUCAUACUUUAAAUUAUCAAAAUUUAUAAAGUAAUUUUUCUUUUUAAAUAUGAUUUUUGACACUAUUAAUAAUUGG